AUGUCAUCCAAGAAAAACUUGUCCAAAGGCAAGUCAUCUGCUAGCGAGCUGAAGGCUCAAUUCAAAGAUCUUCAGCAACGGCUGGGGAAAAAUUCCGACGCUGGCACGAUCGAGACGGAUCCAGCUACGACAGGGAGGAAAUCGCUUUCCGAACGGCGUCCACUAUCGGGUGUUGACUUUCUGAGUGACUUGAGCGACGGCCUUUUAGUGGAAUCGCGUCGUCUCAACCAUGAAAACACACAAUUAAGGGCACAAUUAUCUGGUCUUCAAGAGAAGUACACUCAAGCCUCCCAGCAGCUACGCAAUUUGCAAGUGUUGAACAAGAAACUGAGCGAAAAGGAGGAAAACUCCAGUGAUCGAAUUUGGGAACUUGAAACACAGCUUAGCGACCUGCGAGACAACUCAGUCAAGUUACAGCAGAUGUACGAGAAAACAAGCAAGGACAAGUCUUCAAGAGAUGUGGAGCUGGAAAACUUGAAGACGCAACUUGAACUCUAUCAGGAGAAGCAAUCGGUGCUAGAAAAGGAGACCACAGCCAAGCUAUCGCAAUUGAAUGCCACCAUAAAGGAGCUAAAACAACGUAACUCUGAUCUGAACGACGAAAACGAUGAGCUGAACCAGAAAGUGCACAAGUUGUCGGCGAGUGAGAAUAAACGAUUAAGUCUGCCUCCUGCUAAUGACGAGAACGCUGAGUUGGAGAAGUACGACGAAUCUUCGCUGAUCGACCCUUCGUUGUCUCCGAUUCGUGAAAUAUCUCCAAACACCAUGCCUGAGUCUGACACUGCCAGUCUACAAAAAGCCUAUAAAACGAUUGCCAAGUUGAAACAGGAUCUGGCCAAAGUGAGGGCGGAGAAGGAAGAGCUCCAGAGAAAGCAGGCUAACAAAUCACCGAGGAAAUCGGCUAGACGCCAAUCUGUCGCCGAAAGUGGUGAAUGGGAUGAUUUCGACAAAAGCAUUGCUGUGAACACCACAGGCAAGGACUCGGAAUAUUCCAAUUUGCAAGUGCUUGAGGACGAGCUGGGAAAUCUCUCGGAUGAAUACGAUGAGAUGGAAACGUCGCAGAUAAAAUACCUCGAAAAUUAUGCUUCUAGGCAUGGACUGAAGCUCGUACCCGAAUCCAGCGACAAGACAGCUGACAAAUCCAUCAUCGAAGCCUCUACAGGAUACGACAUUGUUGCUUUGCCUAAUGACACAAAUGUGCACUCUCCAAUCGAGCAGCUGAAACAAAGAUGUCUUGAGCUGGAUAUGGUGUCGCUAAGAACAAGCGAGUACGAAGAUUUGGUGAAAAAGUCCAACUACGAGACGAUAGACAAGGACAAGUUGGAGAACGCCGGUCUUACACUUCUACCUUUGCUGGAGUUCAAAGCACUUGAAGGGAAGGCCAAUAAGCUUGAGACUGUACAUGCUGAGGUCGAGCAACUCCAGAAUCAAUUGGAAAACCCAGGUGCAGAAUAUAUCAACCGGAAAGCCUUCGAGCUGAGUCUGGUGACUCUUCCUGUUGAAGAGCACGAAAAGCUAAAGGCUGCAUUGAACACCAAAACGAAUGAGUUGAAUGCAGUGCAGGAAAAACUGCGGCAGGCGGAACUAAAACUGGAGACUUCAGCGACAUCACUGGAACAGCUGCAAAGUGGAGCACAGAGCCAUAAUAUGGCUCUUCUGCCAGCUUCGGAACAUAGAGAGCUGCUUGCAAAGGUUAAGGAACAGCAACAAGAUAUCGAGGCAUUCAAGGGGGCUAUCAAGGCCGCAGAGGACAAGCUAGCCUCUCCGGAUAUAUCCUAUAUCAAGGAAAUGGCAGGAAAAAAGAAUCUGGUUGUCUUGACCACUGAGGAAAACGAAUCUAUCAAAGCUGUGAGCACUCCUGUGAACAGCCCAGUGAAACGUAAUACUGAGCCUGGAAGCCCAACCAAACGUCAUGCUACGCUGGCCACCGAUGGAACUGUUGAAAUUGCUGCUUCAGCUUUACGUUCUCUUCAGCAAACCGUGGAAAACCCGACACUUCCAUACCUUAGCAGCAAGCUUUCCAAACUGGGCUAUAAAGCUUUGUCUAUCAAUGAGUACGAGCUGCUUGUGGCCAAAUCUUCUUCCAGUGGAGUUAACGUUUCUCCGCGCAAGCAGAGGGCACUCGAAUCUGCAGAGACGGUCGAGUCUCUGAAAAGACGGUGUGCGGAACGAGGACUCGUUGUCUUGUCCAAGUCUUCCUAUGAAAGCAUUCUUGUGUCCUCGAAAAGAUCACUUACCCCGGUAGAGCUGCUGGAAAGAGUCGACAAGUCGGGCAUGGUUGCCCUUAAGAAGGAAGACUACAAUGAGCUUUUGGGAACGAUUGGCUCUCUUGGCUCUCAGUUUGAGGAGCCAGUGGAGCAAAUGAAACGAGCUGGCCCUCAGCACAUUGGGGCUUCUCUCAACGAGCUCAAGUCGCUUGCUGAUCAACAAGCAAAGAUCUCCGCGUCCUAUGACUCGCCGCCUGUCUCGUACUUGGCUCAAAAAGCCCAGGAAGCUGGCUACAAAGUGGUGAGUGAAAAAGAGUACAAAGAGCGCAGAGUUGAGCCUUCUGUCGAAGAAUGCCGCGAGAUUGCUCAAAAGCAUAACUCCGUGCUGCUCGAUUUAGAGGAGCAUAAGGAGCUAUUGUCGCUGAAAGAUAGUGCCGCGCAUCCCUCAGAGGAACUUGUUUCCAAGCUUGCUGCUGCUGCUGGACUGAGUGUCCUGGGGGCAGCAGAGGCAAAGAAACUCACCAAUCCUUCAAAGUCGCAAGUUGUACAAUUGGCCAAAGAACACUCCUUGGUGGGACUGGAUAGUCGGGAGUAUGAAACUAUGCAGCAGGAGAUGAUGAAGUUGAAAGACGCUGUCAGCGAGCGUAGUCAACAGGUCGCAAACCUGGAAUCUCAGAUAAAGCAGCUCCAAGACCAGAUCAACAAGCCGACAGUCGAAUUUCUGCAGAGUGCUGCGGCGAAGAAUGGUUUUGUCUUGGUGGCUAAAAACGAAAGCGACAAAAAGGAAAACCAACUGAGGGUCUCCUCCAAGCUUGAACAAGAAGUGUCAAAGUUGAAGUCACAGGUGGCGACGCUGUCAGCACAGCUCAAGGAAACAGAAACUAGUGAUUUCGCUAGGUCGCAAGCAGCCAAAUACGAUCUUGUGGUGAUCCCUAUAUCUGAAAUGAAGCAAAAGGACGAUGAACUCGCACAUAGUCAAAAGCGGUUGAAUGAAAAGUCCAAAGCUCUGCAUACAGUUGAGAAGCAAGUGCAGGAACUGACAAAGCAGUUGAACCACACGAGGAAAGAGCUCGAUUUGCAGAAGAAGGCCCCUCCUUCUCUCGAGACCGCCAAGACUGUUGUGAGCAAAAGCGGGCUACUUUGUUUGUCACAAGCAGAGGUGGACCAGCUUUCACAAGCCAAUUCGCGUGAAACUGUCUAUGUCGAUGCUCCAAGUGAACCAUUGGGCUCCAAGGAACGUACACUGAAAGUCGAUGAGUUGAAGGAGCAUGCCUCUAAGCUGGGAUUCAUGCUUGUGCCUGCUGGACAGAAGAGACAGCCUCAAAAAGUGGACGUGCAGAAACUCAAAGAGCUCGCCAAAGCACACGGUUUAGAGACCAUAGACACUUCCAAACUGCGGAAGCUUCAAGAAAAUAGCAAGAUUGAUCUUCCUACGCUUCACGCCGCCGCCAGGUCUUUGGGCGUGACCGUGGUCGAUCCUAAAGCAGCUCCAAAGAGGGCUGAGCUGAGCCAAGCGGCAGGCAAACUGGGUCUGAAGCUCAUGAGCUCAUCAGAAAUCGAAGCACUGAGGAAACGGCCUAUCACUUCAAAAGAUCUUGCUGCUAAAGCUGCUGAACUCAAGCUAAAGCUUGUGCCAGAGAACGAACACGGCGGCUUGCGAAAGCCCGUUCUCGAUAGCGAUCUCAAACAAUUAUGCAAAUCGAAGGGAUAUAUGCUUAUCCCAGAGUCCAAAUUCGUGGCCACUACAGUUUCGAGGACUGUGGAUGAGUCCAACAUUGUCGUCGUUCCUUCCACCUACUACAAUAAAUUAAUCAGAAGCCACGCCUGGUACAAAAACCACAAGACAGACGUUAACGAGAUGGAGAAACCAGCCACGACCGUUCUGGAAGAGGACGAGCCAAGUGUCUUUUCUGCGGAAGCUGCCAGACAAAUACAGCCAUUAUCGCCUGGACUUUCAAUGAACAACCUAGCUAGACAUGCCACUACGUCUACUGUUCAGACAACAGGCACUUUCAAGUUCACCAACCAGGAGAUGAUUGCCGCAAUUACUCAAACGAUUAUUGGAGAGUAUCUUUACAAAUACUACAGAAAGCUCGGUCCGCUGUCUUCUCUCUCUGAAGCCAGACACGAAAGAUACUUCUGGAUUCAUCCUUACAGCCUUACGCUUUACUGGUCUGCUGCCAAUCCUAUACUUGGUGACCCAUCUGAAAACAAGAUUCGGGCCCUGGCGAUUAGCAGCGUCGAGUCUGUCGAGGAUAACAAUCCACUGCCUCCUGGAUUGUAUCACAAAAGCAUUCUUGUUCACUCUGUCGACAGAACGAUCAGAAUCACCUGUCCAACCCAAAAGCGCCACAGCAUUUGGUUCAACUCGCUAAGGUAUUUGAUCGACCGAAGUGUCGACGAAAACAUAAACGAAGACCCAGAAAACCAAUACGACAUCUCGUACGCAUUGGACGACCGCGUGGAAUACGAAAGAAAUGGACGCGGGCAGCCGCCAUCAAGAAGCUUGACGACUAAAGGACUGUUUGGCAACAUCAUGCCUGCCAAAAAGGAUUAA
Ogataea angusta is the source of this 4764-nucleotide messenger RNA. RefSeq lists its product as uncharacterized. Bases 1 to 4764 code for a protein of 1587 amino acids. Gene Ontology annotation, biological process: dynein-driven meiotic oscillatory nuclear movement; microtubule cytoskeleton organization; maintenance of protein location in cell cortex. The transcript has 2 exons. NCBI's taxonomy places the organism in Eukaryota, Fungi, Ascomycota, Pichiomycetes, Pichiales, Pichiaceae. The record is from RefSeq and is a predicted model, not a curated record. Gene Ontology annotation, cellular component: mitochondrion; cell cortex. Gene Ontology annotation, molecular function: phospholipid binding; tubulin binding.